Calidris pugnax (ruff) is the source of this 3798-nucleotide messenger RNA. RefSeq names its product discs, large (Drosophila) homolog-associated protein 5 (gene DLGAP5). Gene Ontology annotation, biological process: chromosome segregation; signaling; centrosome localization. The coding region runs from base 923 to 3481 and encodes 852 amino acids. Gene Ontology annotation, cellular component: spindle pole centrosome; nucleus; cytoplasm. The transcript is spliced from 20 exons. Gene Ontology annotation, molecular function: microtubule binding. The record is from RefSeq and is a predicted model, not a curated record. NCBI's taxonomy places the organism in Eukaryota, Metazoa, Chordata, Aves, Charadriiformes, Scolopacidae.
CGCGGCUCCCCUCAGGGCUCCCCGCCGCGGUCCUUCCCCUCAGCGGGGCUCUCCGCAGGCCCGGGCCGGGCGCUGAGGGGGUGCCCGGCCGGCAGGUUGAAGGCCGGGGACGUUUGGAGGCAGAGCCCGGCGGUGGGGAGAGGCAGGGUCGAGGCCCCCCCGUAGUCCCAGGGCUGGGGGCCCCCGCGGCCGUGCCCACCAUGGUGUCUCCAGGCUGGAAGCUCGGUGUCGGUGCCCCCACGGUGUCUCCAGGCCCGGAGCUCAGUGCCGGUUGCCGUGAGGGGCCCAACGUGGCACCGAAAGCAAAGGGGGUGCCAGCUCCCAGCUCAGGAGUGGAUUUAACGCGCUGGUAACAGGCUGAAAAUCUCUAUGGGCCUCUGCGGGAGGCCAGAGAGACUCAUCUGAUGGACCUGCUGGCUUUAAGAUGGACAUAACUUGUGGCUACAGGGCCAAAGGCGCUGCUGGGAGGUUACUGGGGGGGUGAAGGGGGAGUCCCUCAGGGUACUGGAGCCCCCCCAGCGCGGUGCCAGCCUUGUUUGGCCAACGUCACCUCCCCGGCACAAUCACUAAAUACCCUUUGCCGUCAUCUAUGUCCUUGCAGAGGACACACGAGCUGCUGUUCCCGGUGUAGAGGUACCCCAGGAGGCACGGUGGUGGUUGGUCACACACGAGCAUCACCGCGGCCAUCUUCUCCGUGCUGUCCUCGCGAAGCUCUCCGCCUGCAGGGAGAAAGAGAUGGGCACCAAAGACAUCCUCCAAAACCAAAGAGAAGAAAAACAGCAAGGUCUGAGCCUGCUUGGAAAGAAAUGUGAGGGCCCUGGAGGGUGAAACCAGCUGCAGGAUGCUUUCACCUGUACCGCCGGAGCGGGUUUUUGACUGAAAUCUCCAACAGCAGGGAACAUUCGGUGGCAAGGUCAUCAAAAUGGCUGCAACCUCCCAGUUUGCCAGUCGCUACAAAAAGGAUUUGAGUACAGAAGCCAUCAGGGCGAAAGUCACUCGCAGAAAAUCCAUGCUGCAAAAGGAGAACAGGCACAAGGUGUUCGAAAAGGGCAGGCGGUUUGGGUUGGCAGACAUCAACGUGCAGCACUCAAAAGAGAGGGAAAUCUCUCAGCUGAAUGAGACGAGUGAAAUGUGCUCUCAAGAGAGCAGCAGUGUGAAACAGAAACAAUCUACAGAUGCAGCCACCAAGAGAAUGAACGAGCGCAAGGAAAUGCUCCAGCGCUAUAAAGAAGAAAAGGAGCUUCGAAAACUGAGGGAGCAGAGAGAGAAAGCAAAAAAGGGGGUGUUUAAAGUCGGGUUAUACAAACCAACUGCACCUGUGUUUCUUUCAUUUGUACCUGAAGAACCAGUGCCAGUGAAGCCAAAAGAGAAGGCAGCUCCUGCGUACUCCGGGAGGAUUACUCGAUCGAAGGCCAAGAACCAAGAGGAGAAAACUCUGAUACCAACUGCAACGAAGCACUCUACGGUCUGUGCCAAGGGGCAUAAUGUGCGCUCCACACAAGCAGAACGUAAACAGAUGGAUACAGAUAAAGCAGCUGAAAAAAAGAAAGUGCUUCAGCCUGCUGUCCAGAUGACCUCAAAGGCAGGAAUCACCACCAGAUCAGCCUCCUCUGCAGCUGGGCAGGUGCUGAAAACAACAGCAGCUGCGGCUACUGCUGGUAACCAGUCACAGAGAAAGACAGCAAAUGGAGGAAAGCAGAAGAAAGCAGUCAAACCUGACAUCAAGGAGGUAAUUCCUUCUAAACAUGAAGGGGAUAAAAAUGCUCAACUGGAUGCGGUGAUGGAAGAUUCUGCAGCUGAUUCUAAACAUUCAGUGUCAGUAGAACUUCAGCAGGAACAAACCUCAGCGGAAAACAAAACUAAUGCUGCUUCAGGGAGACCCAGAACACGCUCUUUUGCUCCUCAAAACUUUGUGUUUCAGCCAUUAACUGGAUUAGCAACCUACAAAGUUACCCCCAUGACUCCUUCUAGGGCAAAUGCCUUUUUGACACCUAAUGCCUUCUGGGAUUUUUCGAAAUCUCCAGUUAAUAUAAUUGAAAAACCCAGUGAAGCUAAGGCACCAGAGCCCAAUUUAACAAGCCAAGUUUCACCUGCUGGUGACAGUGUUCAAGAACAGGAAACCACUACGAAUUUGAAAGGAGAAAAAGCAAGUGAAUCAGGUGAAAAGAUUCCCAUUCAGAGAUCAAGUGAAGCAAUUCCCAUCUCUCCAGAUACAACAGCGCUUGAGGUGAAGUCAGAUGAUGUAAGAGAAGAAGAAGUGCAUGAUGUGCCCUAUUUCAGAAAUAUUCUUCGGUCUGAGACAGAGAGGCUGACGUCUCAGUGCCUCCAGUGGGACGGAAAGAUUGAACUGGACAUCCCAGAGGAUGCUAAAGAUCUUAUUCGCACCACAACUGGUCAGACAAGACUGCUCAUAGCAGAAAGGUUUAAACAGUUUGAAGGACUGGUGGAUAAUUGUGAAUUCAAACGAGGUGAAAAAGAAACGACAUGUACGGACUUAGAUGGAUUUUGGGACAUGGUUAAUUUUCAGAUAGAAGACGUCAAUAAAAAAUUUGAGAAUCUGAAGAAGCUUCAAGACAAUGAGUGGCAACCACUUGAUGUCCCAAGCAAAGCCAUUGUCAAGAAAAAGCCUGUUCCAAAUGGAGGGUCGAAACCAAAGCUGGGAGCGGCUGGAAGAACGGCUGCCCGAAACCGCCUUGCUGCUGUAAAAGCAGCUCUGAGGGAGAAAAUGAAGCACGACGGAGCUGCUGAUUGUACACAGCAGGAGAAACUACCAGAAGUAGAGAAAGUGGUUUUUGACGCGGUAUUUUUCAGGGUUGAAAGCCCCGUGAAAACCUUUCCAGGUGUGCUGUCAAAGACACCUCGCAGAUCUGCCCAGCAGAUUUCUGGAAAACAGGCAACUCCCAGAUCAUCCAGCAGAGCUUUGCAUCGGAGGGUUCCUUCUGGGCUUGGGAACCCUGAGGAUGUGACUGCAAAUCACACUACACCUGGGCUGGAGGGCUCCCACCCAGCACAAAAUUUGAAAAUGCACCCAUUUCCCACUGGAAAAACUCCCCCACCGGAAGAACUCCCUGCUAUUUAUUUUGAACAAAGCAUUUCCAUCCAAGAGAGUCCUGUUGCUGGCACAGCAGAGGGAACUAAGGUGCUGGAAAAUUCCAGCAGUGAAUUAAAAGUAACGGAUGAGACUGAAGAGAUGGAAGUGUGUGCUGCAGAACCAGAAGGACAAGAUAUUGUCGUGCGCGGUCUGGAGAAGGAGACCUGCACAGAGACGGACUUUGCUCAGUCUGGAGAAUCAAAAAUACAUCAAACAGAUGUUUCAUGUAGUGGUUUGACACCCAUUGCCGGAAAUCCUUUUGAUACGCCGAUGCUGGACACCGAGAUUCCCUUCACUCCACUCAGGACCCGUGCCCAGAAGUUGGCAGCAGCCGAAGCCCCUGAUGACCUGAUUAUAUUUUCUCCCUUUUCUUCCUCUGGGGAAAAAUGAGGAGUGACUCGAAAUUCCAAAGGUGUAAAUGGUAUUAACCAAAACCCCCAGGAGAUAAUCUGGAAUGCAGUCUGUUACCCUCGCGCUGUGUUCGGAGCCAACCAGCACCUGUAGUAUUUUGUAGUGGAGCUUAUUAAAAUAUUUUGUAAUAUUUUGGGUGCUGCCACCACAUACCGUAAGUUCUGCGGAGCGUCUGUUGGUUUCACCUGCCCUAUCCCAUGAUUGCAUGUUGUUAUUACAACCUGAAAUGUUUUUAUUUUUGUAUCAUUUCACGGAUUUCCUGCCUGUUUUGAGUUAUAAAACUACUCAUCUUUGAA